This is a messenger RNA of Caenorhabditis auriculariae, 1737 nucleotides long. The record is from the annotation of a GenBank genome assembly. NCBI's taxonomy places the organism in Eukaryota, Metazoa, Nematoda, Chromadorea, Rhabditida, Rhabditidae.
AUGGAUAUAUCUACAUUAGAAAGAGCGGCAGGAACGUUAUUGGUGAGCUGUUGAGAAGGAAAUGUAAGCAGAAAGAACAUUUCCAUUCAGGCGCCGCCGAAUCUUGUCUCGGCCGACGAACGGCGACAAGCCGAAAACUAUUUCCAAGAUCUGAAAAAGAGCAUAAGUAUGGAGGAAGCGAUGCACAUUUUGCGUAGGUGUCGGGUUGAGUGAGGGAAAAGGCCGGAGUUUGCAGAUCAGACGGAAAACUCCUUCGUUUUGUUCGAGAUGGCCCAGGCCGUCGGCGAACUCACACUACGCGACUGGAGCCUCCUCGAUCCCCAAGUCGUCGAAGCCACUUACAAAACUCUUCUCGAGUUCGUCGCUGCCCGGGAAACGUUGUCGUCCUAAAGAAUCACCAGGGUGAACCCGAGUGAAUUCUAGGUUGGAGAGCUACGUCAUCGCCGAGUUUUUGAAGACGAUCGCCAUCAUCGUGAAGCGGGGCAGCCUGAGCGGCAACGACCGGGAAGACCUCUACAAGUUCAUUCACAAUCUGCUCAUGCAUCAGUCGCCCAAAUUGGUAACCACUUCGUCUCUAUCAUUCCUGUUUUAAGAAUAACACAAGUUCUUUCACAUGCAUAGGGCUCCUAAAUAUUUUGCUACCAAAGUGGAGAAAGCUUCCUUUUUGGGGCCUUUUUGCCUUCUGUUUAUCACCCUAUUUUCAAUCUUUUUCUGCCUUUUCCUUUUUAGAGAAAUUAUAAAUCUAGCAAAGUUGAAAAUGUCAGUAAGAAAAUCUUUAUAGGUUCUUUCAGAAGUCUUUUUUUUCGUUUCGACACUGCUUUCUGCUCUUUGGUUUGAGUUCAUAAACUCGGAAAACGUGUAAAAAUCGUCCCGGAAAAUGUUUCUUUGUUUCAUUCUUUGUUUCAUUUGUUUCUAUCGUCUGUUCAUUUUUCCACGAUAUUCUUUGAUAAUUUUUUUCCGGCGCUGUUUCUACCAACCUUCUAAAACUAUGUUUCUCGGAAAAAGGUAAAGAUUUGUUGCCAACGGUGACUUUUUCACAAGUUUUCAAAUUUUGAAAUUGACAUGUAUAUUCUUGUAAGUACACUUUUAUUAACAAAAUAAGGUAUUAACUAAAAAAAAAAGUUUUGCAGCAAUCUUUGGGGUGUCGUUUCAUUUCGGCUCUCAUCGAACAAUUCUCCUCGGCUUGGAGAAACUCGAAGUUUUCAAUCACAUGGGACUUUCAUUUGAAAGCAAAAACAGAGUUUGAGGUAUCAAAUUUUUCCUUAUAUAAUUGUCUUUUCGACGAUUAUUUUUUGACACGUUCUGAUAAGAAUCAAAGAAAGUUAUCGGAAUACUGACGUUUAAUUGAGGAAUAGCUUUCAGGGCCAUUCAUUUAGUUCCAAAGUAUUCAUUAAUUACUCAAAAAAAGUUUUCGAUGCGAAAAACCUGAAUCAAGUUUUUGACAAAGUCUGUUUCUCCCAUGAAAACAAAUUUUAUCACCACAUUCAACCUUUUUUCAUUAAAAGUUUGAAAUAAAGUGUUGGAUGCAACUUUCAGGUCACUGGGCUGCGCCGACUUCUCGAAUUCUCGUUGACCACACUUCAUGCCUUGAACGGUCAAGAGAACAUUUUGAAUGACGAGUUCACCAAAAGACUCUGCGAAAAGUUCCUCGAAGUUGCCGAAAACAUCCUUUCUUGGAACUUCUCUUCAAAGCUCACUCGGCGCUUUCUUUGCGUCAACACGGUAUUUUUUUUUUGA